Molecule: messenger RNA, 429 nt
Organism: Lodderomyces elongisporus
Lineage: Eukaryota; Fungi; Ascomycota; Pichiomycetes; Serinales; Debaryomycetaceae
Gene: RPS16A
Product: 40S ribosomal protein uS9
Exons: 2
Coding region: 1-429 (142 amino acids)
Biological process (GO): maturation of SSU-rRNA from tricistronic rRNA transcript (SSU-rRNA, 5.8S rRNA, LSU-rRNA); translation
Cellular component (GO): cytosolic small ribosomal subunit; ribosome
Molecular function (GO): RNA binding; structural constituent of ribosome
Source: RefSeq, a predicted model, not a curated record
AUGUCCACCCAAUCUGUUCAAACAUUCGGUAAGAAGAAAACCGCAACUGCAGUUGCUCACGUUAAAAAUGGUAAAGGUUUGAUCAAGAUCAACGGUUCUCCAAUCACCUUGGUUCAACCUGAAAUCUUGAGAUUCAAGGUUUACGAACCAUUGACCUUGGUCGGUUUGGACAAAUUCCAAGGUAUUGACAUUAGAGUUAAAGUCACUGGUGGUGGUCACGUCUCACAAGUCUACGCUAUCAGACAAGCUAUUGCCAAGGGUUUGGUUGCUUACCACCAAAAAUUCGUUGACGAAGCUUCAAAGAACGAAUUGAAGAAGAUCUUUGCUGCUUACGACAAGACCUUGUUGGUUGCUGACUCAAGAAGAAUGGAGCCAAAGAAAUUCGGUGGUCGUGGUGCCAGAGCAAGAUUCCAAAAAUCUUACCGUUAA